Molecule: messenger RNA, 2286 nt
Organism: Rhineura floridana
Lineage: Eukaryota; Metazoa; Chordata; Lepidosauria; Squamata; Rhineuridae
Product: aquaporin-6-like
Exons: 4
Coding region: 7-801 (264 amino acids)
Biological process (GO): transmembrane transport
Cellular component (GO): plasma membrane; apical plasma membrane
Molecular function (GO): water channel activity; nitrate transmembrane transporter activity
Source: RefSeq, a predicted model, not a curated record
UGCAGGAUGCCAAGGGAGCUGCUCUCUCUAGCCUUUCACCGGGCUGUCUUUGCAGAAUUCCUGGCCACUGCAAUCUUCGUCUUCUUUGGCCUGGGCCCAGUGCUGGAUUGGCCAGAGCCGCCCUCCGUUCUGCAGACUGCCAUCACCUUCAACUUGGCUGCAGCCACCACCGUCCAGAUAGCCUGGCACGCCAGCGGAGCUCACCUCAACCCGGCAGUAACCGUGGCCUUCCUGCUUGGCUCCCGCAUAUCGCUGGUGCGGGCGGCCUGCUAUGUAGUUGCCCAGCUGGCCGGAGGCAUCACUGGGGCAGCCACCCUUUAUGGAGUGACCCCUGGGACUGUCCGAGGAAAUUUAGGCAUCAACAGGGUGGCGAUCAACAUCUCAUCCGGACAAGCUGUGGCCGUUGAGCUCAUUUUGACCCUGCAGCUGGUUCUGUGCUAUUUUGCUUCCACCGACAGCAGAAGCAAAGGCUCUUCUCCCGCUAUCAUGAUUGGCGUCUCAGUCGCCCUGGGCCACUUAAUUGGGCAUUACUUCACCAGCUGUUCCAUGAAUCCAGCCAAAUCUUUUGGUCCUGCAGUUAUAUUUGGGAAGUUUCAUAACCACUGGAUAUUCUGGGUGGGACCCCUGGCUGGUGCAAUCCUAGCAUCUGUGCUUUAUAACUUUGUUCUUCACUAUGACCCAAAGACCUUUGCACAACGACUGGCGAUUCUCAAAGGCAGCUAUGAUGCGGAACACUUGGAAAAGGAUGGGGGCCAGCAGACAGAAUCGGUAUCAUUGCCCACUCUUGUCCAUAGACUAUAGCCUCCUAGUGUCCCAUGGAAGAGCAACAAUGGCCUGUCCCGUUUUAGGAAGGGUUCAGUAAGAAACCAAACCUAUGGGCAAGUUAUUCUGUCACUGGCCACUAGAGGGCUCCAAGUGCCUUUUUUUAUGAAGUGAAUGGCCUCCGGUGGGUACAAUGUAGUUGGAUGUAUAUGCACUGCCAAGUGCCAGAUUUGCACGGACUCUUUUAGCAGGAGGAAUGCCAGACAGUAGGAACUGUUUUGUGGUGCUUUAUGACCAAUGGGAUGCUCGGAGACAUUGCACAAGUGUGUACAUGCAGUUGAUGGGUGAAGAGGAAACCACUUCAGAGGCCCGUCAAUUGCUCCCUAACGUGAAUGUGAAUACUCCAGUAACAAUGGCAUAAAUUGGUGCUCUUAAGGUUUAAGCCUGCAGCCCUCCAUGCAAAACCAGCCAGAGGGUAAGCAGUAAAUACUAAUAAAGAGAAAUUUGACUGCCGAUGGGGCCUCACCAGAUGAACAGAUCCUUUUACCAAUGCAAUGCCUUACACAGUAUAAAUCGCUACAUUUUGCACAAUGCCAACUUGUACAUUGCACCAGCCUCAUUCUCUACUCUACUGUGGAACAAGGAUCAGAGACUUUUGAGUGUAAUUAUUGGCAGAUGGAGACCUUUCACACCUGGUGCUCUUCAUUAUGGGCUGUAUCCAAUGUCAGGCAAACUCAGGACAGGUGGUGCACUGAAAUUAAUGGACAUGACUAACUUUGAGUGUUAUUCAUUUCAGUGGCUCUAAUCUGAGUAAAACUUGGGUGAAUGCAACCCUAUUCUUCCAGGAGGAGCUUCUCUCUGUAUGAGACACCCUGACCUCAUCACUAUAGUGAAUGGAGUGUUCUCCUAGUCUAGUCUUGAUUGCCGGCAAUGCAGAAAGACCAUGAUCAAAGUGGCCUUGCUGGAUCCUCUUCCCUCACCUCCACCCCCCAUAGUGUAUAAGACCCUUAUAAUGAGCUUUUCAUCCCAUUCAGAUCCACUUCUUUUUGGACUCUGUUGCAAUGAUGGUUGGCACCUUUUGGGACUGGGGGGGGUGAAAAGCAGAGGGCCAAACAGUAGGUGGAGCCAGAGCCCAAUAAUCCUAGUUUUGUCUCCAUCCUCCUCCCUGCUGAGUUCUGUAAGGGCAACACUGAGGGCUUAUCCACAUGGGAGGAUUUCUUUGUAGCAAAUACACAGCUUUUACCAUCAUAAUAGAUUUGCAAGGACCACACUUCAUGCUCAAUGGCAGCUUCAAAUCUGUUGUUUUCCAUUCACACAAGCAGGCGUUCCUCUGGGAAGGAUUAGUGUCGCUGUUUCCCUGUGGCCCCACCCUCUAAUUUUACAUUUUUACUCCCUCCGGUUGCUCAGUUGCUGACAUGUGCAGAUAUUUUUGACUUGAGCAGUAUUUCCACUCACUCCUGCCCCCCCCACUUCCUAACGUUUGAUGGUUGAAAAGAAGUGGGGUCAUCUGCUCCCUCUUUCUCU